Molecule: messenger RNA, 1822 nt
Organism: Dermacentor silvarum
Lineage: Eukaryota; Metazoa; Arthropoda; Arachnida; Ixodida; Ixodidae
Product: probable cytochrome P450 6a13
Exons: 15
Coding region: 222-1799 (525 amino acids)
Molecular function (GO): monooxygenase activity; iron ion binding; oxidoreductase activity, acting on paired donors, with incorporation or reduction of molecular oxygen
Source: RefSeq, a predicted model, not a curated record
GCAAAGAAAACGACUCAGACCGAGUCAGCUGGCCGAGAAGCAGUGAUAUAUCAGCGAUAACAAUAGCAGGGACAUUCUUUCCAACCAGAUAUUGUAGUGCGACCGCUAAACGAAAGAAGGCGAGCACUGUUUUGCAGCAAGUACACUCGCCGUAGCAGUCGGACUUGAAUACGCCACGUGCCGAAGGUGCUCGCGAUAACAGGCAACUCAGUACAGAGGCUAUGUGGAGCAUUGGCUGCACCCUGCUUGUCGCACUGGUCGUCUUUGUUUGUCACCGCCUAAGCCGCUGGUUUAUCAGGCAGCGUCGUAAAUGCUUCGACGCUUUCGAUGGCACGGGAGUACCAACUGUGCCGCUCCGGAGCCUAAUCAGCGGCAAUUCGCAUGAUUUCUGGAAACCCACUACAAUCAAGAGGCUCGACGAAUGGAUAAAAGAAUACGGCAACGUCUUUGGCUUCUUUAUAGGCGAUACGCCGUUCAUGGUGGUCAAGGAUCUGGACAUGAUAAAUGAAAUAUUCAUCAAGGAGUCAAACAAGUUUUCAGGGCGUGGCCACAUGUUUAACAUCUUCGAGAAGGAUCCACUCUUCGCUAAGUACAUCAUACUUUCGAAGGGUCCCACGUGGAAGAGUUCUCGAAACUGCAUGUCGCAGUUCUUCACGUCCUCCAAGCUAAGAGCGGUGAUGCCGUCUCUGCUGCACGCCCAACAGCAGUUCAUCGAUGUCUUGGGCGAGCAUGCUGACCGCGGCGUGGAGGUGGACAUCAACAGCCUCUGCGAACGCUUCACUUUCGACGUGAUUGGCAAGGCGGCGUACGGCAUCGACACGAACGUGCAACGGAACCCUGAGUACCCGUUGUUCAAGGAUGCACUCGCCGUCCUUCCGAACGUCAAUUCGGGCCUUCUUUACCAUCUUGCCCAGAGCCUCUACCACUGGCCAUGGCUCCUUAACUUACCUGCCAAGGUUCUAGGUGUGUUCUACGCCAAUCCUCUGGCUGACAUGACUAGGAAGUCCACAGAAAUUAUUCAAUAUCGGAGAAAAAAUCCUCAGGUGAGAGUACCAGAUAUGGCUCAAAUUCUCCUCGACGGUCUGCUCAAUACGGAAGAAUCUGAAGUCGGGAAACGUGAUGUCACCGCAGAAAGGAAAGCCCCACUACCAAAUGAGAUACUGAACCAGCUUUCAUCCAACUGCAUGACGGUAUUCCUUGGAGGAUACGACACCACGAGGCUGGUUUUGACUUGCUGGUUUUACCUGAUGGGAAGACAUCCGGAGGUGCAGGAGAAAAUGCGUCAAGAGGUGCUCGAAGCAUUUGAAAAAGAGGGAGACCAGCUGUCUUUGCUGACUCUGACGACCCUUCCUUACUCAAACCAAGUCAUUUCUGAGACGAUGCGGCUAUACCCUCCUCUCAUCACAUUUACCACACGGUGUGCGGAUGAAGAUUAUCGUUACGGAAAGUAUGUCAUCAAACAAGGAACCUCGGUUAUGGUGCCUACGUACCAGCUGCACCAUGAUCCAGAAUACUGGAACGAGCCGGAAAAAUUUGACCCAGAAAGGUUCAGUCCGGAAAACAACAGACUCAUUAACCCAACUGCCUACCAGCCUUUCGGCCUGGGGCCGCGUAUAUGCAUCGGUCAACGUCUCGCGCGUGCCGAGUUGGUCUCAGCUGCCGCGCAAACGCUGCGUCACUAUCGGAUCACCCUGGGCAGGAGUCAGAAGCGAGACCUGGAUAUAUGCACCUACUCUAUUAUGGCGGCACCUAAAGAGAAAGUGUUCAUCCGACUGCGUAAGCUGCAUGGUGUGACGUGAGCUCACCACUAACCCAACUAAGG